ACUCUUGAAGUUUCUGAGGCUUCCUUCCUCCAGUCCACUCAUAUCAAAAGCAUAGGCGCUGUCUGUCUGUUAGUUUUGUGUUUCCCUUAUCUCUCUCUCUCUCUCUCUCUCUGAGCUAUUCAGCAAUGGCUACUGUACUCAAAACUCCAACCAUAAUCCAAGCGCCCUUCACGCCACGCACUUGUUCCGUAUCCUCAAAAUCCCAAAAACCCUUUUGCGUGUCUUUCAGACACAGUACUUCCAGACCUUCGCCUUUAACUUCUCUCCGGUUCUCCCACCUACCCUCCUCCCUACGCUUCGUCAAGUUCGUUCCUUUUUCUUCCUCCGGUGAAACUGACACCACUGAGACCCAGACCCAAGAAGAGGUUCAAGAACCUCAGCAGCAACAGCAACAGCAACAACAACAAGUCCAGGACAUUGUGGAUGGUGCUGCUGGCGUUGAAGAUGUUUCAAGUGAUGAUGAUGUUAAUGGUGCUGAGGAAGUACCUGCUUCAGCCAUUGUAUCUUCACUCCAGUUGUACAAGGAAGCUUUAGCUAGCAAUGAUGAAUCCGGGGUUGCCGAAAUAGAAUCUUUUUUAAAAUCCAUUGAAGAGGAGAAAAUAAGCCUUGAGAGGAAAGUAGCUUCUCUGUCUGAAGAACUGUUGACAGAGAAGGAGCGAAUUCUUAGGAUUAGUGCAGACUUUGACAAUUUCCGGAAGAGGACAGAGAGGGACAGACUUUCACUGUUAACAAAUGCUCAGGGGGAAGUUGUGGAAAGUUUGUUGCCCGUAUUGGAUAACUUUGAGAGAGCUAAAACCCAGAUUAAAGUAGAGACCGAGGGGGAAGAGAAGAUCAACAAUAGUUAUCAAAGCAUAUCUAAGCAGUUCAUAGAGAUACUAAACUCACUUGGUGUUGUUCCUGUUGAGACUGUAGGAAACCCCUUUGAUCCAUUGCUGCAUGAAGCAAUUAUGCGCGAGGAUUCCAAUGAAUAUGAAGAAGGUAUAAUUAUUCAAGAAUUUCGCAAAGGGUUCAAACUUGGUGAUAGACUCUUGCGUCCAUCAAUGGUAAAGGUAUCUGCUGGUCCAGGACCUGCAAAGCCUGAAGAAGUGGAGUCGACAGAGGGGCAUGAUACAGGUGAAACAACUGAGGAGGGCACUGCCAAAUCAGAUUCUACUUAAAAGUACAACUACACAAGUAAAUUCAAUUUUGUAACAGCAGGGAUUAUUGUAUUGGUAUCUUUCAUUUGUAAGACUAAUUUAGUGAGAUGUGAUUAUUGUCGAAUAGAACAUCACUAUGAUUUUGCUGUCAUGGAUAAAUUGAUGUUGCUUGGAGGGAAUAGCAAAUUUUAAAGAAGUUUAGACAUUCAUUUCAUUUAUUAUCACA
Quercus lobata is the source of this 1362-nucleotide messenger RNA. RefSeq names its product Co-chaperone GrpE family protein. The coding region runs from base 126 to 1157 and encodes 343 amino acids. Gene Ontology annotation, cellular component: chloroplast. Gene Ontology annotation, molecular function: protein homodimerization activity; adenyl-nucleotide exchange factor activity; protein-folding chaperone binding. The record is from RefSeq and is a predicted model, not a curated record. Gene Ontology annotation, biological process: protein folding. The transcript has 3 exons. NCBI's taxonomy places the organism in Eukaryota, Viridiplantae, Streptophyta, Magnoliopsida, Fagales, Fagaceae.